AGAUAGGGUGGAUCUCUAUGAUUUGUUUAUUCCUGAGGUGGUCUUAUCAUGGCUGAAAAUGACAUAGAAAGAAUCCAGACUGAGAAACUCCUAAAAAGAGUGCAAGAACUGGAGCAGGAGGUACAGAGACUUAAAAAAGAACAGGCCAACAACAAGGACUCAAACGUUAGAGAAAAUUCUUCAGGAGCUGUAAAAGCUAAGCGUGCAUUUGAUUUCAGCGCUCACGGUCGAAGACACGUAGCCCUAAAGAUAGCCUAUCUGGGCUGGGGAUAUCAGGGCUUUGCCAGUCAGGAAAACACAAACAAUACAAUAGAAGAGAAACUGUUUGAGGCUCUAACCAAGACUCGACUAGUAGAAAACAGACAGACAUCCAACUAUCACCGGUGUGGGCGAACAGACAAAGGAGUUAGUGCCUUUGGACAGGUGAUUUCUCUUGACCUACGUUCUCACUUUCCAAAGGGCAGGGAUUCAGAGGAUUUUAAUUUAAAAGAUGAAGUCAACGAUGCGGCUAUAGAGAUCCGUUAUACCCACAUUCUCAAUCGGGUGCUCCCUCCAGACAUCCGUGUACUGGCCUGGGCUCCUGUAGAACCUAGCUUCAGUGCUAGGUUCAGCUGUCUUGAGAGGACCUACCGCUAUUUCUUCCCUUGUGCUGACUUAGACAUUGUAACCAUGAACAAUGCAGCUCAGAAGUACGUUGGCACACAUGAUUUUAGGAACUUAUGUAAAAUGGAUGUAGCCAACGGGGUGACUAACUUUCAGAGGACUAUUCUGUCUGCUCAAGUGCAGCUAGUAGGCCAGAGCCUGGCUGAGGAGGGAUGGCAAGAACCCUUUCAGUUAUGUCAGUUUGAAGUGAUUGGCCAGGCAUUCCUUUACCAUCAAGUCCGCUGUAUGAUGGCUAUCCUUUUUCUGAUUGGCCAAGGAAUGGAGAAGCCAGAGGUUAUUGAUGAGCUGCUGAACAUAGAGAAAAAUCCCCAGAAGCCUCAGUACAGUAUGGCUGUAGAAUUUCCUUUAGUCUUGUAUGAUUGUAAGUUUGAAAAUAUUAAAUGGAUCUAUGACCGGGAAGUUCAGGAGUUCAAUGUUACCCACCUUCAGCAACUAUGGGCUAAUCAUGCUGUUAAAACUCAGAUGUUGUAUAGUAUGCUACAAGGACUGGACUCUGUUGCGGUACCCUGUAGGACAGGACCAAAGAUGGAUGGAGUGAUAGAAUGGAGAAAUGUUAAGCCCUCUAUCAUAAAGCAGACCAGUGCCUUUGUAGAAGGAGUGAAAAUGCGCACUUAUAAGCCCCUAAUGGAUCGUCCUAAAUGCCAAGGAUUAGAAUCCCGGAUCCAGCAUUUUGUACGUAGGGGACGCAUUGAGCACCCACAUUUAUUCCAUGACGAAGAAACAAAAGCCAAAAGGGACUGUAAUGACACACUAGAAGAAAAUACUAUUUUGGAGAAACCAACAAAGAGAGUUUGUGUUGAUACAGAAAUUAAAAGCAUCAUUUAACCAUAGAGAACUCACCAAGAUCUAGGAGGCAACAAAACACCAUUAGGCUAAAGAAGUUCUUGCUUGAAUAAGAAAGAAUUUAAACAUUCUUUCAUUCCUGUCCAAGAGAAUUAGAGAUGGAAGAAGCAAAAAGUAAUUCUAAAAUGGACAUAUAUUUACAUACACCUGGAAACCUGUGCCUUGUAUUCAAAUUCAUUAAAGCCAGAUCCUGCAAGU
This is a messenger RNA of Lipotes vexillifer (Yangtze River dolphin), 1704 nucleotides long. RefSeq names its product pseudouridine synthase 3 (gene PUS3). Gene Ontology annotation, molecular function: RNA binding; pseudouridine synthase activity. Lineage: Eukaryota; Metazoa; Chordata; Mammalia; Artiodactyla; Lipotidae. Bases 49 to 1488 code for a protein of 479 amino acids. Gene Ontology annotation, cellular component: cytoplasm; nucleus. The transcript has 4 exons. Gene Ontology annotation, biological process: tRNA pseudouridine synthesis; mRNA pseudouridine synthesis. The record is from RefSeq and is a predicted model, not a curated record.